Messenger RNA from Rubroshorea leprosula, 1098 nucleotides. The record is from the annotation of a GenBank genome assembly. NCBI's taxonomy places the organism in Eukaryota, Viridiplantae, Streptophyta, Magnoliopsida, Malvales, Dipterocarpaceae.
AAGAUUAGAGAUGGAAUCCUAAAUGACAAUACAAAAACUCUUGCCAUUGGAACUAGGAUUAGGGUUUCGUCUCCCUGUUGUGUGGGUCACUUCCUCUCCUCUAUAGGAGUUUCUUUUUCAUUUUUCCCUUUUGUUUCUUUGCUUUUAUAUAUCUAUACAAGCUUUUGUUGUUUCUUGUGCUUCCUCUUUGAGCUUUUCAUGGCAAUGUUGGUAAGAGAAGGAGCUGCAGCUUUGAGAGGGUUAGGUGUUUCAGAGCGGAGUGCAUUAGAAGCCAAGCUUCUGGUGGCUCACAGAUUGGGAGGAUUACAAGCCAAACUUUCUGCAAAGCCAGCUUUGUUUUCCUGGGAAUUCGAUCUAGGGUUUCAUUUAUGUGUGCCUUAUCCAAGGACAAUAUAUGAUUAUGGAUGGCCACAUAAAAGACAACUGCAGGAUUCGACAAAGUUCAUAAAAGAGGGGGACGAACAUCAUGUGAAGCCAACACAAGAUCCAACUCCUUCAGAUGAAGGAAGGCACUUAGAAAACGAAAUUUCAGCUGGUAAGUUGGAUGGUUGUGACUCGGAGGAUGAAAAUGAUUCUAGUAAGAAAAAGAAGCGUGCGGCUCAUUCAGCUCCAAGUGAACGUUGUUCUGGCAAGGUUCCUAAGUUUGCGUGUUAUGAUGUCAGAGCUGAUCAGGUCAUUGAUCCUUACUCCAUUACUGAAUGCCUUCGUAUUUUAAAAACCAUGGGAGACAUACCGUAUCCUAUCGUAAUGAAAGCAACAGCUAAAUUUAAGUCACCAGCCGAAAGGGAGACUUUUGUUGGACUAACUGAAGAUUGGAAAAGGGAAUGGGUGAAAGAUUUAGAGAAUGAUACUUAUAUUUAAACUCUAAUAAGAAGGAACCUUCUUCUUUUUUUUUUUUUUUUUGGUGACCUCGGGAACUUUGUUUUGUUUGAAUUAAACUUUAUCGUGUUUGAACUUUCUUGUUUUCAUUAAUUUUUAGAAAAUGGUAUUAUUAAUUAUAUAUACUACGUACUGUGAUGACUUUGAUUUUUUUUUUGUACAGUAAUUGAUUUUUAUUUGUCAUUGGUUAGGCAUUAGUAAUAUACUUAAUUUCAGAAU